AUGCUCUCGCAACCAGAAUACUCAAAAGAGAAGAAAGUCGGUGAAGGUACCUAUGCUGUGGUAUACCUUGGAACUAAGCGUUCCUCUAAUCGCAGGAUUGCCAUCAAAGAAAUCAAAACGUCUGGUUUCAAAGAUGGUCUCGAUAUGUCAGCAAUCAGAGAGGUAAAAUAUCUUCAAGAAAUGCAGCAUGUCAAUGUCAUAGAAUUGGUGGAUGUAUUUAUGGCGCAGAAUAACUUGAACCUUGUUUUGGAGUUCCUACCAGCUGAUCUGGAGAUGGUUAUUAAAGACACCUCGAUUUUAUUCACGCAGGCAGAUAUCAAGUCGUGGCUUUUAAUGACCCUGAGAGGGGUUCACCAUUGUCACCGAAACUUCAUUUUACAUAGGGACCUGAAGCCCAACAACUUAUUACUAUCACCCGAUGGACAGCUGAAAAUAGCAGAUUUUGGUCUUGCGCGUAACAUGGGCUCCCCACAAGAGUUUUUGACCAGCAAUGUGGUAACACGGUGGUAUAGGGCUCCAGAGCUUCUUUUCGGUGCUAGGCACUAUACUGGUGCCGUAGAUAUGUGGUCCGUUGGUGUCAUUUUUGCUGAACUGAUGCUUAGGAUCCCAUAUUUGCCAGGCAAAGAUGACAUAGACCAGAUCGAUGUUACUUUUCGGGCUCUGGGUACUCCAACAGAUAAGGAUUGGCCAGAGAUUUCCACUUUCAGUGCAUACAACAAGAUUCAAAUAUACCCUCCUCCUUCUAGGGAAGAGCUCAGAAGGAGGUUUAUUGCAGCUACAGAAAAUGCCUUGGAUUUGAUGUCGGGAAUGCUUCUCAUGAACCCACACAAACGCCUCGAUCCUAUCCAGUGUUUGACAAGCGAGUAUUUCUUGGAGCUUCCAGAGCCUACUGUGCCUUCAGAACUACCGACUCUCAAGAAGAAUACCUGA
This is a messenger RNA of Lachancea dasiensis, 930 nucleotides long. Lineage: Eukaryota; Fungi; Ascomycota; Saccharomycetes; Saccharomycetales; Saccharomycetaceae. The record is from the annotation of a GenBank genome assembly.